CGUCGCUUGACGAACUACCCUUUACGACGACCAUUUACGAUAACGUGGUUAGAGUCUUUUAUAUAUAAAAAAUGGGUCCUAAAAAGAGUACCAAGAUGAGUUUGACGGCCUUUCUGGGCGACGAGGCGUUCGGUGCAACGAAUUGGGCUGAUGAAGUUGAUGAUUUGCCCGCAUUGCCCCAAGAGCGCUCUGCUGGCGGCUUCCGUGAUUCUGGAUACUCUGACAACGCUGGUGGCUACGAGUCUGGCGGUAUGGGCCGUCGCUCCAGUGGUUACGACCGCGAGCCCGUGCCUUUGCCUACGGAGCCUCCUUUCACCGCUCACGUUGGCAACCUCAGCUUCGAUUUGUCCGAGGGUGAGAUUACCAACUUCUUCGGUGGAAGCGUGAGCAACGUCCGCCUUGUUGUUGACCCUGUCUCUCAACGCUCUCGUGGCUUCGCCUACGUUGAGUUCCAGUCGGUCGACGCCUUGAAGUCCGCUCUUGACCUUUCGGGAGAGCAAUUGCUCGGUCGCCCCGUCCGUGUUACUGUUGCCGAGCCCCGCCGCUCCAACUUCCAAGAUGACCGUAGUGCUGGCGAUUGGGUUCGCCGUGGUCCCUUGCCCCCUGUUGAGCGUGAGCAACGCUCCUUCGGUGGUUACAGAAACGCUGCUCCUCGUCAGAACCGUGAAGAGGACGCUCAACCUUGGGUUCGCCGUGGCCCUCUUCCUUCUCGUGAGAAUGCCGGCCGUCCUCGUUUGAACUUGAAGCCUCGCACUUCCGAAGGUGCCGCUGCUUCUGCUGCUUCCUCCGCUUCCAAGUCCAAAUUCGAUCCCUUUGGUGGCGCUAAGCCUGUUGACAAUGCUGAGCUUCUUUUGAAGGUCGAGGAGAAGAUUGCCAAGCGCAAUCAAGCUUUCCACCAAGAGGUCGCUCCUGCUAAGCCUAAGGCUGCUCCUGUUGAUAAGACUGCCGAGAAGCUUGCAGAGUUGCGUCUUCACCCCAAGGAAGAGAGCAAGCCUGCCGAGGAGGCUCAAGAAGCUGCUGCCCCUGCCCCCGCUGUUGAAGAAGAAGAAGAGGGUUGGACAACUAUUAGCAAGGGUCGCAAGUAGGUUCUGUUGUUAACUGUCAUGGAUCAAGCUGUGUAAACAGCUCCUAAAGUCAGUGAUUUGAUGAGAGGGUGAUACACAGUACUUGGUUUUUUGAUUUCUCGAUUGUUUGCGAAUGAAUGUGUUUCUAAGUUACAGCUUCAGUUGUUUAACUUUGAGGCGGUCUAAUGGUAAGUAUUUAUUCGCGGUCUACAUUCACUGGUGUUUUAGAACUAUUGAAGUCUGUCUGGUUCUAAGCGUUACUUCAAUACAAUCACUUUCUAUCUGGCUAUGUGUGAAAUGAGACAAAUGAGACGGAGGCAGAUGGCGGGG
Molecule: messenger RNA, 1394 nt
Organism: Schizosaccharomyces japonicus yFS275
Lineage: Eukaryota; Fungi; Ascomycota; Schizosaccharomycetes; Schizosaccharomycetales; Schizosaccharomycetaceae
Product: transaltion initiation factor
Exons: 4
Coding region: 72-1085 (337 amino acids)
Cellular component (GO): cytoplasm
Molecular function (GO): RNA binding; nucleic acid binding
Source: RefSeq, a predicted model, not a curated record